CUGUCUUUUUUUUACAGUGUAUUGUGUUUUUCUCUGUUUGAAGUGGCCACAGUGUGUGUGUGUGUGUGUGUGUGUGUGUGAGUGUGUGUGAGUGUGUGAUCAUUAAGCUGUAAAAAUGAACACACACACUCGUCGUCCUGUUUUCACGGUGACCUCUGGACUUCCACCUCCUCCUGACAACACGACGGCGUUUUUCUUUGCUUUUCUACUUUACUCUUCUUCUUCUUCUUCUUCUUCUGUGGUGGGAAUUAGCUGCGAUUCUGCCUCUGUGGGAGUCAGAUGGAAACUCUGUGUGUCUGGAUUUAUCCUGAGGUUUCUCCCUGAGGAAUUUUGUUGUUUUACUCUUGGUUGUUUUGGAAGUCUGUCUCCUGCUCCUCCCGAAAUCGCCCCGUAGAUGAAUGGACUUUGGUUGAAGGAGUUUUGUGUGUUUUCCUGCGUCGCGCCGAGCGUCUGGACGCGAUGAUCCCGGUCAUCUCUGAUUAAAUAAACCUCAUAUCUGUGAUGGAGGCUGAGCGGGUGUCGGUCGACUCGGCUCCGUCCAGCUACAACCUGCUGGAGGGUCGAUUCAAGCAGCUGCAAGAUGAGAGGGAGGCGGUGCAGAAGAAGACCUUCACCAAGUGGGUCAACUCUCACCUGUCCAGAGUCUCCUGCAGAAUCACGGACCUGUACAUGGACCUGAGGGACGGACGCAUGCUCAUCAAACUGCUGGAGGUUCUGUCCGGAGAGAGACUGCCCAAACCCACCAAGGGCCGCAUGCGGAUCCACUGUCUGGAGAACGUGGACAAGGCUCUGCAGUUCCUGAAGGAGCAGAGGGUUCACCUGGAGAACAUGGGCUCCCACGACAUCGUGGACGGGAACCACCGCCUCACCCUGGGCCUCAUCUGGACCAUCAUCCUCCGCUUCCAGAUCCAGGACAUCAGCGUGGAGACGGAGGACAACAAGGAGAAACGCUCGGCCAAAGACGCUCUGCUGCUGUGGUGUCAGAUGAAGACAGCCGGGUAUCCCAACGUCAACAUCCACAACUUCACCACCAGUUGGAGGGACGGCAUGGCCUUCAACGCCCUGAUCCACAAACACAGACCUGAUCUGAUCGACUUUGACAAACUGAAGAAGUCCAACGCUCACUACAACCUGCAGACGGCCUUCAACAUGGCCGAGCAGCACCUGGGCCUCACCAAGCUGCUGGACCCAGAAGACAUCAGCGUGGACCAUCCUGAUGAGAAGUCCGUCAUCACCUACGUGGUCACCUACUACCACUACUUCUCCAAGAUGAAGGCUCUGAAGGUGGAGGGCAAGCGAAUCGGGAAGGUGCUGGACAACGCCAUUGAGACGGAGAAGAUGAUUGAGAAGUACGAGUCUCUGGCCUCAGACCUGCUGGAGUGGAUCGAACAGACCAUCAUCAUCCUCAACAACAGGAAGUUCGCCAACUCUCUGGCCGGGGUCCAGCAGCAGCUUCAGGCCUUCAACACCUACAGGACCGUGGAGAAACCACCAAAGUUUACGGAGAAGGGGAAUCUGGAGGUCCUGCUCUUCACCAUCCAGAGUAAGAUGAGAGCCAACAACCAGAAGGUCUACAUGCCCCGCGAAGGAAAACUCAUCUCAGACAUCAACAAGGCCUGGGAGCGGCUGGAGAAGGCGGAGCAUGAGAGGGAGCUGGCUCUGAGGACGGAGCUGAUUCGUCAGGAGAAGCUGGAACAGCUGGCCAGACGCUUUGACCGCAAGGCGGCCAUGAGGGAGACGUGGCUCAGCGAAAACCAGAGGCUGGUGUCACAGGACAACUUUGGUUUCGACCUCCAGGCCGUGGAGGCAGCAACCAAGAAGCAUGAGGCGAUCGAGACCGACAUCGCAGCGUACGAGGAGCGAGUCCAGGCCGUGGUGGCCGUGGCCAAAGAGCUGGAGGUGGAGCACUAUCACGACAUCAAACGCAUCACGGCCCGGAAGGACAAUGUGAUCCGUCUGUGGGAGUACCUGCUGGAGCUGCUGAAGGCCCGUCGACAGAGGCUGGAGAUGAACCUGGGCCUGCAGAGAGUCUUCCAGGAGAUGCUGUACAUCAUGGACUGGAUGGACGAGAUGAAGAUGUUGCUGCUGUCUCAGGAUUAUGGAAAGCAUCUGUUGGGUGUGGAGGACCUCCUGCAGAAACACGCCCUGGUGGAGGCUGACAUCGCCAUCCAGUCCGACAGAGUGAAGGCAGUCACCACCAACACCAUGAAGUACUCCGUCAACGACAGCGGCUACAAACCCUGCGACCCUCAGGUGAUCCAGGACCGGGUGGCCCAUCUGGAGUUCUGCUACCAGGAGCUGACCCAACUGGCCGCCGAACGGCGCGCCCGUCUGGAGGAGUCUCGGCGCCUCUGGAAGUUUUUCUGGGAGAUGGCCGAGGAGGAGGGCUGGAUCCGUGAGAAGGAGCAGAUCCUCUCCUCCGUGGAGCACGGCAAGGACUUGACGGGGACGCUGCGCCUCCUCAGCCAGCAGCGCGCCCUGGAGGACGAGAUGAGCGGUCGCGCCGGACACCUGCAGCACACCAUCGCCGAGGGCCAGGCCAUGGUUGAAGCCGGUCACUUCGCCGCCACGAAAAUCCAGGAGCGCAUCAACGACCUGCAGGCUCAGUGGGCGGCACUGGAGCAGCUGGCGGUUGCGAGGAAGAGGAGGCUGGAGGACGCACUGGCCCUGCAUCAGUUCCAGGCCGACGCAGACGAUGUGGACGCCUGGACGCUGGAUGCCCUGCGCAUCGUCUCCAGCGGAGAGACGGGCCACGACGAGUUCUCCACCCAGGCGCUGGUCAGGAAGCACAAGGACGCGGCGGCGGAGGUGGCCAGCUACAGACCCGUCAUCGACUCCCUCCUCGAGCAAGCCGCCGCCCUGCCCAAAGAGGCGGCGGAGUCGGAGCAGGUGCAGGGUCGACUGGCCGGCAUCGAGGAGCGCUACAAGGAGGUGGCGGAGCUGACCAAACUGAGGAAGCAGGCGCUGCAGGAUGCGCUGGCUCUCUACAAGAUGUUCAGUGAGGCCGACGCCUGCGAAGUUUGGAUUGACGAAAAGGAGCAGUGGCUGAAUAGCAUGGAGAUCCCGGAGAAACUGGAAGACCUGGAAGUCAUACAGCACAGGUUUGAGAGUCUGGAGCCGGAGAUGAACAACCAGGCGUCUCGCGUUGCUGUUGUGAACCAGAUCGCCCGGCAGCUGAUGCACAGUGGACACCCCAGCGAGAAGGACAUCAAGACACAGCAGGACAAACUCAACAACAGGUGGAGCCAGUUCCGUGACCUCGUGGACCAGAAGAAGGAGUCCCUGAACUCAGCUCUUGGUGUCCAGAACUACCACCUUGACUGCAACGAGACCAAGUCCUGGAUCAAAGAGAAGACCAAAGUCAUCGAGUCCACCCAGGAGUUGGGCAACGACCUCACCGGUGUCAUGGCUCUACAGCGCAAACUCACCGGCAUGGAGCGGGACCUGACCGCCAUCGAGGACAAGCUAGGAGACCUGCGCGGCGAGGCUGAGCGUCUGGCCGAGGAACACCCCGAUCAGGCCAAGGCCAUCACGGGCCGCCUCGCUGAGAUCACCGCCGUCUGGGAGGACAUGAAGAACACUCUGAAGAACCGCGAGGAGUCUCUGGGCGAGGCCAGGAAGCUGCAGCAGUUCCUGCGAGAGCUGGACGACUUCCAGUCCUGGCUGUCCCGCACGCAGACCGCCAUCGCCUCCGAGGACAUGCCCAACACGUUGGCCGAGGCGGAGAAGCUGAUGGCCCAACACGAAGGCAUCAAGAAUGAGAUCCAGAACUAUGAGGAGGAUUAUCAGAAGAUGCGGGACAUGGGCGAGAUGGUGACGCAAGGCCAGACGGACGCCCAGUACAUGUUCCUGAGGCAGAGGCUGCAGGCGCUCGACACCGGCUGGAACGAGCUCCACAAGAUGUGGGAGAACCGGCAGAACCUGCUGUCGCAGUCCCACGCUUACCAGCUGUUCCUCAGGGACACCAAGCAGGCCGAGGCCUUCCUCAACAACCAGGAGUAUGUCCUGGCUCACACUGAGAUGCCCACCACUCUGGAGGGCGCAGAAGCCGCCAUUAAGAAACAGGAGGACUUCAUGACCACGAUGGACGCCAAUGAGGACAAGAUCAACGGUGUGGUGGAGGCGGGAAGGCGGUUGGCCAGCGACGGAAACAUCAACGCUGAACGCAUCCAGGAGAGGGUCGCCUCCAUCGAUGAGAGGCAUAAGAAGAACAGGGAGGCAGCGGUGGAGCUGCUGAUGAAGCUGAAAGACAACCGAGACCUGCAGAAGUUCCUCCAGGACUGCCAGGAGCUUUCACUAUGGAUCAACGAGAAGAUGCUAACAGCCCAGGACAUGACCUACGACGAGGCCAGGAACCUGCACAGCAAGUGGCUGAAGCACCAGGCCUUCAUGGCCGAGCUGCAGUCUAACAAAGAGUGGCUGGACAAGAUCCAGAAGGACGGCAUGCUGCUGGUAGCAGAGAAACCAGAAACGGAGGCGGUGGUGAAGGAGAAGCUGUCGGCGCUCCACGUGAUGUGGGAGGAGCUGGAGUCGACCACGCAGACCAAAGCUCAGUGUCUGUUCGACGCCAACAAGGCCGAGCUGUUCACGCAGAGCUGCGCUGACCUCGACAAGUGGCUGGGCGGCCUCGAGGGCCAGAUCCAGUCGGACGACUACGGCAAAGACCUGACGUCCGUGAACAUCCUGCUCAAGAAGCAGCAGAUGCUGGAGAACCAGGUGGAGGUGCGUCAGAGGGAGGUGGUGGAGCUGCAGAGCCAGGUGAAGGCACUAGGUCAGGAGGUGAAGGACACGGAAGAGGUGGACGGGAGGAGGCAAGUGGUGGAAAAGAAGUUCCAGGAGCUGCUGGAGCCGCUGCGUCGCCGCAGGAACUUCCUGGUGGCAUCCAGAGAAGUACACCAGUUCAACCGGGACGUGGAGGAUGAGAUCCUGUGGGUUCAGGAGAGGAUGGCUGUGGCCACGUCCACCGACCACGGACACAACCUGCAGACCGUCCAGCUGCUCAUGAAGAAGAACCAGACGCUGCAGAAGGAGAUCCAGGGCCACCAGCCUCGCAUCGACGACAUCCUGGAGCGCAGCCAGAGCCUCCUGCAGGAUACGUCCUCCAACGCCGACGUGAUCCGCCAGCGCCUGGAAGACCUGCAGCAGCUGUGGAGGCAGCUGAUGGAGGAGGCGGAGCGUCGGAGCGGCCGGCUGGAGGAGGCCCACAAGGCCCAGCAGUACUACUUUGACGCGGCGGAGGCCGAGGCCUGGAUGAGCGAGCAGGAGCUGUACAUGAUGUCUGAGGAGAAGGCCAAGGACGAGCAGAGCGCCGUCACCAUGCUGAAGAAGCAUCAGAUCGUGGAGCAGGCGGUGGAGGACUAUGCCGAGGCCGUCCACCAGCUGUCCAAGACCAGCAGAGGACUGGUGGCCGAUGGACACCCAGAGAGCGAGCGGAUCAGCAUGCGUCAGUCUCAGGUGGACAAGCUCUACGCCGGCCUCAAGGACCUGUCAGAGGAGAGGCGGGGCAAACUGGACGAGAGGCUCCGCCUCUUCCAGCUCAACCGAGAAGUCGACGACCUGGAGCAGUGGAUCGCUGAGAGGGAGGUGGUGGCUGGGUCGCAUGAGCUGGGACAGGACUACGAACAUGUGACUAUGCUGCAGGAGCGUUUCCGUGAAUUUGCCCGGGACACUGGGAACAUCGGGCAGGAGCGCGUGGACGCCGUGAACCGGCUGGCGGACGAGCUGAUCAACACGGGCCACGGCGACGCGGCCACGGUGGCGGAGUGGAAGGACGGGCUGAACGAGGCCUGGGCCGACCUCCUGGAGCUCAUCGACACCCGGACGCAGAUCCUCGCCGCCUCCUUCGAGCUCCACAAGUUCUACCACGACGCCAAGGAGAUCCUGGGACGCAUCGUGGACAAGCAGAAGAAACUGCCAGAGGAGAUCGGCCGUGACCAGAAUACGGUGGAGACGUUGCAGAGGAUGCACACCACCUUCGAACACGACAUCCAGGCCCUGGGAACACAGGUGAGGCAGCUGCAGGAGGACGCUGUGCGCCUGCAGUCGGCGUACGCCGGAGACAAAGCGGACGACAUCCAGCGCAGAGAGAGCGAGGUGCUGGAGGCCUGGAGGAGCCUCCUGGAAGCCUGCGACGGACGCAGACUCCGCCUCCUGGACACUGGGGACAAGUUCAGGUUCUUCAGCAUGGUCCGAGACCUGAUGCUGUGGAUGGACGACGUGAUCCGGCUCAUCGAGGCCCAGGAGAAUCCCAGGGACGUCUCCUCUGUGGAGCUGCUGAUGAACAACCACCAGGGCAUCAAGGCCGAGAUCGACGCCCGCAACGACAGCUUCACGGCCUGCAUCGAGCUGGGGAAAGCCCUGCUGGCCCGGAAACACUACGCCUCCGAGGAAAUCAAAGAGAAGCUGCUGCAGCUGACGGACAAGAGGAAGGAGAUGAUUGACAAGUGGGAGGAUCGAUGGGAGUGGCUCCGGCUCAUCCUGGAGGUGCACCAGUUCUCCCGGGACGCCGGCGUGGCCGAGGCCUGGCUGCUGGGCCAGGAGCCCUACCUGUCCAGUCGGGAGAUGGGACAGAGCGUGGACGAGGUGGAGAAGCUCAUCAAACGCCACGAGGCCUUCGAGAAGUCGGCCGCCACCUGGGAGGAACGGUUCUCGGCCCUAGAGAGGCUGACCACGCUGGAGCUGCUGGAGGUGAGGAGGCUACAGGAGGAGGAGGAGAGGAGGAGGAAGCCGCCUUCUCCAGAACCCGCCGUGGUUCAGGAGGAGGCCGAGCAGCAGCAGAGCGCCAUCAAUCAGAACGGACUCCCCUCAGACCAGGACUCUCCUCGGGACGGCGCAGAGGAAGGAGAUCUGGUGAACGGCGUCGCCGAGCGUAGCUCCAAGGAGACAAGCCCCGCCCCCUCGCCGACCUCGGGCCGGAAGAGUAAGGGCAGCCAGUCGUCCACGCUGCCCACCAAGAACCAGGAGUCGCCCCCGCUGCAGGAGGGAUUCCUGCACCGCAAACACGAGUGGGAGGGCCACAACAAGAAGGCCUCCAACAGGUCGUGGCACAACGUGUACUGUGUCAUCAACAACCAUGAGAUGGGUUUCUACAAGGACAGCAAGGCGGCGGGUCAGGGCAUCCCGUACCACGGCGAGCUCCCCGUCUCCCUGAAGGACGCCUUGUGUGACGUGGCCUCGGAAUACAAGAAGAAGAAGCACGUCUUCAAACUCAGAGUCGCUGAUGGAAACGAGUAUCUGUUCCAAGCCAAAGAUGAAGAGGAGAUGAGUACCUGGAUCCAGGCCAUCUUGAACUCCAGCGCUGCCGACCGCCCCUCCGACGUCCAGGUCAGCAACCCAGGCACUCCAGCGUCGGGACGGGCUCAGACGCUCCCGGCCACUGUCACGCUCGCCACCGAGUCGAGUCCCGGCAAGAGGGAGAAGGACAAAGAGAAGGACAAGGAAAAACGCUUCAGUCUGUUCAGCAAGAAGAAACAGUAGAAGGUGACUCACGCGGCGCUUUGGUGAAACCCAACGAAUCCAAACGCGUCAUCUCAUCUCCUUCAACUGGAAACUCAGAACUGGAAUCUGCUUCAGGUUUUAGCUCCAUGAAGACGACUUUUAACUUUUUUUUUCCCCAGCCGUCAACCUCCGACUCUUCCUGCUCAAACAAACCAGUCACUCAUUGGCUCCUCAACACCUUCCAUCCAUGAAUCCACUCAACUUCAGAUUCUUCUUCGGCGAAGGUCUGGACGGAGGGCGGUCCGCCGUCAUGGCCGACCUCUUAAAAGAAGCGGAGCAGAGGUUGACUCCUGAGGAAAAAAAACAAAAAAAACAACAAAAAAUAGCUCAGCAGAGUUUCACCAGAGCGCUGCGUUGGGCCGUUUAUUAUUUACUUUUCUUGUUUUUUAUGUUGUGGUCGUCAUGUGACAGGAAGUUGUCGCUCAGGUCGAAUGUAAACACCAGAGAGCGAGAGAGUUUCAGUCGUGACGUAACAGCGGUUCAUCGUCUGCAAAUUAUUCAACAUUUAAACCUGUGUUCCCCUGGUUGGUCUAUUCUUCUUCUUCUAAUUCUUCUUCUUCUUCAUUCUACAUCUGAAGGUCUUUAGCUGUCUUUAAACUAUGUAAAUUCCAUGUGAAUGGCGCCAUCUGGUGGUGGUCACGGCAUCCUAAACGCCAUUCUGGUAUGUUUUUUGUUUGCAGACGAUAAACGGCUAUCGGUUCGUCGUCUCCGGGGACCACACUCGUUUAUUAUUUUUCUACCUUUCAGGUUAUUUUUUUAAGCUCGUCCUCAGAGACGUCCUCUCAUUCUGCCGUCGAGAAAUUGGACCAACAGUUAGUUUUUAAUUAUUGUUUCUGCCUUUUUGUCUUCCGCUGCUCUGAGGCCGUUUUUCCAUUAGUCGAGGAGGAGUGUGAUGUAGAAACCUGCAUGCUUCGUCAGACCGUCGCCUGAAAACUCACCUGAAGUUCUUCUUUAAUUUUGUCUCAGUUCGAUCUCAGUUUUCUGCUCCAGAUAACGAAGCUCAGUGUGAAUAAUGAAGGUGGUCCUGCAAACAGCAGGAAGUGGAGCUCCAGACUAACGAAGGCUGCUUGCUUGUCGUCGGCACUGCGCUGCGUUCUUUGAUACUCGUGUUGCUUCACUGUAUAUCUAUCGUAUCCGACAUGUAUGGAAGUUAACGCCAUCUUACUGCACAAUCAGACCUGCAUCUAUAGGAAUGAAGAAGAAGCUGUUUAAGGCUGAAUAUUUAAACAGAUGUUAGAUCAUAAAAGCUUAACUCAUGUAUGAAACUGCACCUGUAGACUUCUCUUCUCUUUCUCUGUCAAAUAUGUGCGAUGUCAUUAAAGCUUUUAAACUUUAA
Mugil cephalus (flathead mullet) is the source of this 8833-nucleotide messenger RNA. It is a transcript of the gene sptbn1, whose product is annotated as spectrin, beta, non-erythrocytic 1. The transcript has 35 exons. The record is from RefSeq and is a predicted model, not a curated record. Gene Ontology annotation, biological process: actin cytoskeleton organization; protein localization to plasma membrane. Gene Ontology annotation, cellular component: cell junction; plasma membrane; cell projection. Gene Ontology annotation, molecular function: structural constituent of cytoskeleton; actin filament binding; phospholipid binding. The coding region runs from base 502 to 7476 and encodes 2324 amino acids. Lineage: Eukaryota; Metazoa; Chordata; Actinopteri; Mugiliformes; Mugilidae.